CGACGGCAGGGGAGGGGUUGGAGACAGUUGCCUAGCGCGGCGGAGGUUGCGGUCUGAUGGGGACGCGGCUCAGCAUGGCCUCGCGGGCGCCGCUGGGUUUCCCCACGCUCCCCCUCUCCAAUGGCUUACACAUCCCCGUGCUGGGGCUGGGUACAUCCCAUCAAGGUGGAUAUUCCCAUGAUGCUGUGGUGUAUGCACUACAAAAAUGUGGCAUUCGUCAUAUUGAUACAGCAAAAAGAUACGGCUGUGAAUCACUCCUUCAGAAAGCUAUCAAAGAAAGUGAUGUGAAGCGAGAGGACCUCUGGAUAACUACCAAACUCUGGCAUAGCGACUAUGGCUAUGAAAACACAAAACAAGCCUGCCUGGAAUCAUGCAAAAGACUUGGUGUUCAGUACCUCGAUCUUUAUUUGGUACACUGGCCCGAUGCACAAGUUCCUGGUAAAAGUAAUCGUGAGGUCCGAGCUGAAACCUGGAGAGCCAUGGAGGACCUAUAUGAGAAAGGUAUAUGUCGGUCUAUUGGUGUAAGCAAUUUUCUCAUUAAUCAUUUGGAGCAACUAAAGGAAGAUUGUAAGAUAACCCCACAUGUUAAUCAGGUUGAAUAUCACCCUUUCCAAAGGCCCCAAGAGCUGGUGGAUUAUUGUAGAGGUAGAAACAUUGUUUUUGAAGGCUACUGCCCAUUAGCCAAAGGUGAAGCUCUUACUCAUCCUAAUAUAAUUCAGCUGGCAAAGAAAUAUGGCAAAACCCCUGCACAGAUCUGUAUACGUUGGAGCAUACAGAAUGGGAUUGUCACUAUUCCAAAAUCUACAAAAAUAGAAAGGAUACAGGAAAACUGUGAGUGGCAUUAAUAAACUCAGUGCUGUACUUGUCAUUCAGACACUAAGGUGCUAACACCUAUUAAUUCUUACUGUUUUGGAAUUAAGCUGCUCCUGAUUUCACCCAUUUUUACUGGUCUAGUUCACAAAAAUAAAUUCUAUUAUAUGGAAACACAAAACACUAAUUCAGGCUUUGCAACAAAUAAGUGAAAUAUGUUUUUCAAUAUCACUUUGAAAUAGAAGUCAGUUUAAUUAAUGCUAAAUUAUAAUCUAAACCCCCAGGGCUCUUAUGACGCCCAUAUACACAUUAAAUAAGUUCAUCAUGAUUAAUAUUAUUAUGUUAUUUAACAAUAGAAUAAAACCUGAUUUUACUAUUUGAGAGCGUAUUUAUAGUAAACAAUCUAUCUUUACCUGCUUUACUCUAAUCAUUGUAUUAUUUCC
Messenger RNA from Trachemys scripta elegans, 1253 nucleotides. RefSeq lists its product as uncharacterized. The transcript has 7 exons. NCBI's taxonomy places the organism in Eukaryota, Metazoa, Chordata, Testudines, Emydidae. The coding region runs from base 57 to 845 and encodes 262 amino acids. The record is from RefSeq and is a predicted model, not a curated record. Gene Ontology annotation, molecular function: oxidoreductase activity.